Helianthus annuus (common sunflower) is the source of this 426-nucleotide messenger RNA. RefSeq lists its product as uncharacterized. The record is from RefSeq and is a predicted model, not a curated record. The transcript has a single exon. NCBI's taxonomy places the organism in Eukaryota, Viridiplantae, Streptophyta, Magnoliopsida, Asterales, Asteraceae. Bases 1 to 426 code for a protein of 141 amino acids.
AUGUUUUGGACUCCUUGUGCAGCACAUUGUGUGAACCUCAUGAUUCAAGAUAUCGGUGAGAAAAUACCAAAGAUAAAGCCUGCUUUGACUGAUGCUAGAGCAAUGGUGGUUUACAUUUACAACCACGGAAGGAUUCUUAAUAUGAUGAGGAAGUUGACGAAAAACAAGGAGCUACACAGGUCUUGUGUAACUAGAUUUGCAACCCAGUUCUAUACCCUUCAAAGUAUCCAUGAGAAUCGACAUCAUAUUCAAGUGUUGUUCGUUUCCGAAGAAUGGAGGAAAAGUGACUUUGAAAAUAAGGUAAUUGGAAAGAAAGUCGAGCGAAUAGUUGCAAAAACAGAUUUUUGGGACAAUGUACACCUAGCUUGUCAAGUGCUAGCUCCGUUGGUGGAUGUUGCUAGAUUGGUUGAUACAGAAGAGAAGUAG